UGUAAUUGGUUGGUUAAAUGUUGCAGGCAGUGAGUGAGUGAGUGAGUGUAGAUGAUGUUGGCGUCAAGACACUUACUGCGCCGUGUCAGCCCGUGGCUGGGCCUGAGGCUUAACUUACUGCCAGCGUCCAGGAUUGUCUCCAGUAAGCUGUUGCAUGCUUCCAGCACGUACAAGCGAGAAGUGUCUAUGGGUGGUGAUAAUGGGCAUGUAAGUAUGGAGGAGACCCAAGCAAACAUCCAAGACCCUGUCGCCACUGUGUCCAGUGUUCUUCUUCUCCCAUCCACGGCUAUGAUGCAGGUUGAGUGGAGAAGCGGCGGGACGGACAUGUUUCCCUACGUGUGGCUGCGAGACAACUGCCAGUGUCCAGCGUGUUUCCACCCUGUGUCGCGGUCACGCUCACUCACUCUGGCCCACCUAAGCCUCUCCGUCACUCCCUCCACUACCCAGGUGAGCGAGGAUGGAGGAGGAGUGGAGGUAGAGUGGUCAGACGGCCACCUGAGCGCCUACCCUGCCACCUGGCUUCGCCUCAGGGCCUUCAACACACACCAACAACAACUACGUGCUAGCACAAUCAGGCUGAAAGAGGCGCUGUGGGGCUGUGAGUUAUCAGAGAACCUGCCUGAAGCAUCCUUCCCAGAGCUGCUGGAGGACGACCGAGCUCUUCUCAGGUUCCUCCAACAGCUUGAAGUUGUGGGCUUGGUCUUCGUCACUGACACACCCACACAACAGAGACAACUACACAGACUCGCUCACAGGGUUACCAACAUCAAGAAGACAAAUUAUGGAGAGACGUUUUUGGUUCACAACAAGCCUGACCCGAACAACCUAGCCUACACCUCAGUCAACCUUGACAUGCACUGUGACUUGCCUUAUAUGGCCUACAAACCUGGCGUCCAACUGCUUCACUGCAUUAGUCAGUUUCCUGGUCCCGGUGGGAGCAAUAUGUUUGCGGAUUCAUUCCACGGGGGCAAGAUACUCCGCUCCCUCCACCCUCUGAAGUUCAACAUACUCGCCAGUACUCCUGUGGAUUUCAUUGAUGUUGGAGUGGAGGACGAUCAGGAGUACCACUUUAUCAACCAAGAACCAUUAAUCAGCCAGCAGACCCAGUUAAUGUGUUUUGAAUAG
Procambarus clarkii (red swamp crayfish) is the source of this 1125-nucleotide messenger RNA. The record is from RefSeq and is a predicted model, not a curated record. Lineage: Eukaryota; Metazoa; Arthropoda; Malacostraca; Decapoda; Cambaridae.